CAACACAUAACAAUUUUAUGACAUCACAAGUUUGAAGUUAGCACCUACGUUACAUCUGACAAGUUGUUAAAGACCUGGGAUUUAGAUUGGAGCGUUGCACUCAGAUACUGACUGAAACUGAUCCGGAUGUGCAUUUUGAAGUGAGCACACAUGAGACCUCAGCCGACCGAGCCAGCUAACUUCGGGUUUAGAGCCUGGAUAACUUGAAUGGAGAUUAAUUAAUGUAAUCAUGCAGCUCUUUUAGACUUUGCAAAUGUUACUGGCCUGAAUGGCUCCAGUUAUGACACUGAAAUUAGUCAUUUGACGGCUGUAUGCUGUAUCCAGAAAGUAUCCACUGUUUAGAGAGGCUGUAGCUCAGGAGGUAGAGCGGGUCGUCUAGUUAUCGGAAGGUCGCUGUUUUCGAAUCCCCGGCUCUCCCAGCUGCACGUUGAAGUGUCCUUGAGCAAGAUGCUGAACCCCAAAAUUGCUCCUGAUGAGCAGCUGGCACCUUGUACGGUAGCCUCUGCCAUCAGGAUGUGAAUGAGUGAAUAUGAUAAAUGUUUGUAAGUUGCUUUGGACAUCAGCAUCUGCUAAAUGCCCUAGAUGUAAAUGUUUACAGUAGCUUCUUUCACAAUGUUGGCUUCUGGGUAACGCGUGUUUUUAGGGGCUGCAGUGCGUCACGUGAUGAUGUCAUUAAUAAAUGAAUUUGUAAACUAAUCAAUUAAUGCCUAUAUUGAUUGUACAAUGGGUAAAAAUGCUUUAUAUCUAUUUCCACGUACUCAAAACCUUCAAAUGUCUAUAAAAUUGCCCACUCCGGGUCCGAGGUUUUGCGCGACUCCACUUCCGUGUUUUUUGACGAGCCGCUGUUGGAUCCAGUCCUGCGAUUUCUUCCCGCUCAAAGCCGAUCUUGCUGCAGGGAGGAGCGACCGGAGUGCAGUUGAGCUGAGCUGAGAGCAUCACAACCCGCAUUCAAGGAAACGGGCACACACAGCACUUUUCUUCUCUCUUUUUUUGGGUUGGGGGUGACUUUCCGAGAUUCAUUGUCGUCUUUUAACACGAAGAAACAGACAUAGUCGAUGUGGAGAGUUAUGGACGCCGCCUGUCUUUGAGGGUAGCUGGGGAUCUCUGCCCAGUCAAGGGAGACCCCCCCGAUUGUUUCCUGCGCCAAGAACUGUAAAGACAUGGUCAUCACACCGCAUCUGUGGUAAGAUGAACCGCAAGCUGUGAACGUGUGUCAGAGGAUGCUGCUGAUCCGCGGGGCCCAGUGCUGAGGGAGGUCCACGGAGCCAACUGGUGCCCAACAUGUCUCACCACCACCAAUACCAGCGUGGCCCCCACGGCCGCACCAUGAGCUCUGAGGAGAGGAGUGGCACCCCAGUCAACAAGACCACCUCCACACCGGUUCACAAGAGCGCCUCUUCCUCUUCCUCUUCCCAGCGCGACAGCCGGCAGGAGGCAGACAGCUGGGAAAUCAUUGAAGGGCUGAAAAUCGGUCAGAGCAACGUCCAGAGGCCCGAUAAGCACGAGGGUUUCAUGUUGAAGAAGCGGAAAUGGCCCCUGAAAGGCUGGCACAAGCGAUUUUUUGUUCUGGACAAUGGUAUCCUGAAGUACUCCAAGUCCCCCAUUGAUAUUCAAAAAGGCAAACUUCAUGGCAGCAUCGACGUUGGCCUCUCAGUCAUGUCCAUCAAGAAGAGGGCUCGUCGUAUCGACCUGGACACCGAGGAGCAUAUCUAUCACCUCAAGGUCAAAUCUCAAGACAUCUUUGAUGCCUGGGUGUCAAAGUUGCGUCAUCACCGGCUUUACCGCCAGAACGAGAUUGUGCGAUCUCCGCGGGAGGCCACCAUGCGAACGUUUCCUCCCCCAGCUGCCAUUGAGUCCCCCCAACCUGCUUCGAGUGUGGUACGGGAAGUCAAGCAGGCGAAGCCAAGCAGCUUGCCGUGGCAGCCGGUGGCCCCCAACAACAGCAGCAACAGCAGCCUGCCAGCCUCCUACAGUAACGGCCAGAGCAAGGUGGCUGCAUGGCUGCAAGAAUCAGAGGAGAUGGACAAGUGCGCAGAGGAGCUUGCACGAUGCCAGUCCAACCUGACCGAGCUGAGCCGGUUAUUGCAGAGUCUGGAAAUUCUGCAAAGGACACAGUCAGCGCCCAACUUCACAGAAAUGCAGACCAAUUGUGUUGAGUUGUCAAAGAAAGAAAAGCGCUUGAACAGAAGAUGGAGAACUAAAAGUGUCGGCAAAGAUGCAAAAUUCCAGCUUCAGCUGAUUGACAGUGGUCCUCUGUGGUCGUCGUCUCUCUCGAAGGUCCCCCUGUCUACCAGCAUGUCCCCCGUCCGCCUCCAUUCAUCCAAUCCUAACCUGUGUGCCGAGCUGGUGGACUUUCAGCCCCCCGUCUCGCGGCUGACAGACAGCGGAGAGUGUGCGAGUGACUACAUUAAACUUCAGGAGGAAUUCUGCACCAUCGCCCAGAAAGUCCACUCUCUGCUGAAGUCUGCCUUCAACACCGUGGCCAUAGAGAAAGAAAAGAUAAAACAGAUUCUGUCCGACCAGGAGCAGUCGGACCAGUCAGCCCAGAUCAACUCUCUCAGGAAGUCUCUGUCACAGGCGCUGUCCCAAAAUGCAGAACUUCGCACCCGACUCAACCGCAUCCACUCUGAAUCAGUCCUGACUGAACAAGUUGUCAGUGUGAACAUCAUCUCCACGCCUGACGAGGCCGGGGAACAGAUGGGGAUCCCUCUGACUCAGCAGGCAUCUAAUGAGAGCCGACUCUCCAUGUCGGAGUCCGUCUCAGAGUUCUUUGACGCCCAGGAAGUGCUUCUGUCAGCCAGCUCGUCUGAGAAUGAGGGCUCAGACGAUGAGUCAUAUGUCAGCGAUGUGAGCGAUAACAUUUCAGAGGACAACGCCAGCGUGACUGAUAACGUCUCCAGACAAAUGGCCAACGGAGACUUUGCUGGCUGUGCCUUCCGUAACGGGCGGCGCACCUGCCUGCCGGCGCCAUGUCCUGACACCAGCAACAUCAACCUCUGGAACAUCCUGAGAAACAACAUUGGCAAGGAUCUGUCCAAAGUGUCCAUGCCGGUGGAGCUCAACGAGCCCCUCAACACCCUGCAGCGCAUGUGUGAGGAGCUGGAGUACAGCGAGCUGCUGGACAAGGCCGCUGAGACGGAGGAUCCCUUUGAACGCAUGGUUCUCGUCGCCGCUUUUGCCGUCUCAGGCUACUCAUCCACCUACUACAGAGCAGGAAGUAAGCCAUUCAACCCGCUACUCGGAGAGACUUAUGAAUGUAUUCGGGAAGACAAGGGCUUCUGUUUUUUCUCGGAGCAGGUGAGCCACCACCCUCCCGUCUCCGCCUGCCACUGUGAGUCUAAGAACUUCACCUUCUGGCAAGAUGUGAGAUGGAAAAACAAGUUCUGGGGAAAGUCGAUGGAGAUUUUACCAAUCGGGACUGUGAAUCUCACGAUUCCCAGGUUUGGAGAUCACUAUGAAUGGAACAAAGUCACCACCUGUGUACACAACAUCCUCAGUGGACGACGGUGGAUCGAACACUACGGGGAGAUCACCAUCAGAAACACAAAGAGCAGCGCCUGCCUCUGCAAACUUACCUUUGUCAAGGGAAACUACUGGAGCUCUAAUGUGAAUGAGGUUCAAGGAUUUGUGAUGGAUCAAGAAGGGAAAGUGAUCCACAGGCUGUUUGGAAAAUGGCACGAGGGUCUUUACUGCGGUGUCCCACCUUCUGCCAAAUGUGUCUGGAGGCCAGGCUCCAUGCCCACAGACUACGAGCUGUACUAUGGCUUCACCAGGUUUGCCAUAGAACUGAAUGAACUCUGCCCCGAGCUGAAAGAUGUUCUGCCGCGUACAGAUGCCCGAUUCAGGCCCGAUCAAAGGUAUCUGGAGGAGGGGAACUUGGAGAUGGCCUCCUCAGAGAAGCAGCGUAUCGAGGACCUGCAGAGAACCAGGAGGAAGUGGAGAGAGGAGAACGACGCCAAACAGGAGCCGUGCUUCUUCAAGAAAGUGGUUGAUGCCAAUCACAGGGAGAGGUGGGUCUCCAACAACACGUACUGGGAGCUGCGCAAAAACCCCGGCUUCAUCAACAUGGAGUAUACAGUGAGCCUGUGGUAGCACACGGACCGACAACAUCCGUCACAUCGUCAUCACAGACAAGAAAGUUACCUGUUACCUGCUGUUACCUAUGCACCAUGAGGUGUUCAAGAGUAACAUGUUAAUGAUAAACAUCCGUGUGCAUGGACUGCAGAGCUGAGGGAUGGCUCGACGCCCGGCAACCCCGUUGAGGUUUCUGUGGCACCGCCGCGCGGUCACCCAUCCAUGGAAACAUCCCGUAGGAUCACCUUCAUCGUGCUUGUCGAAGCUGGGUUGUCAGGGCAACAAUCGUACCACUCCUAUGUAGAUCUUUCCUCGGCUCCUUUGACUUCUGAGUAUGUCCUUGCCUUAAAAAGACACCCAUACACACGAUUCAGCGCUCUUUCUUUGAAGCCGUUUGGGUUAGAGUAGUCUAUGAAGUAGUCCUUUUGAUUACAUACAAUACAAUGCAUGUGUAGAGAGCAGCUUUCACUGGCAUUAAGCCGUAUUUACUAUAUCAUCGAUUAUUGUAGAAAAAAAGAGGUAUUUUUAUAAAAUAUCUUGGACUCAGAAUUUAGUGAAAUAGCAUUAUGUGAAUUGGCAGAUUUUAUUUAUUUUUUGCCUUUUAUUACUGUUGAAUCUGUGUGAUAGCAGUACUCUCUCUCGGGAAACAACUCAUUUAAAAAAAAUCGCAGCAGAGCAAGUGAGGCGUAGAUGGAAUAUUUAAUGAGGAUCUUCCCGCAGCUCAUCACGUGGUGGAAGGAGAUUCAACUGUAAAUCCUCCUCUGGUGUUGUGGACAUGUGACGCGGGACACACCCACAACCUUUACAGAGGUUUUCCUUCUGUGAACCAUCAACACGGAUCUGUCAUGGAGACGGGUUUCUCCUCGCAGUGGGAUUUUGUGUAAAUAGAGGGACGACCUCACUGGCCCUCCCCCUCCUCCCACCAUCUAAUUUUAAACAUAGUUACAUGAGACCGACUCCUCUGAAUCACAUGGUUACAUAAAUACAUGCAUAACUCCCUCCAUAUAUAGUGGGCACACGUUCAGACUCCCUCUCUGAAUGUGGUGCAGAUGGACCUUUGGGUCUCACUGCAGUUAUGGACUCAAACAUCAAACAUUCAUGUGGAUCAAAGGUCUAAGAAAAGAUGGUGGAGUAGGUUGUAGUGACUGUUAAGUCCUCGGAGCUUUAUGAGUAACAUGUGAUGGUGAAACAUGAGAAACACAGUCGCAUAUUUCCAUCUACACCCAGCCAGUGUGUUCACUAAAGGUGACAUAUGUAAGAAUUAUAUCAUAUAAAGAUAUUAACUAAAACAAGCAAAAGAAUGUGGAGGAAAUAAUAGAUUUAACGUCAUGAUGGACAUCUAUGUGCAGAGUUGCUGAGAUGUCUACAAAAAUUAUCAUGCUAACCAGCUAGCCCCGGCCUGUUGUGUUUCACAAAACCACUCCGAUCUGCCGGUCCAGACCACGUGCUGCACGGCAAACCGAGGUAACUAGCUAACGGCAGCUACAGUUAGCUAGAUAUGCUGAAUCUAAGAGGUGGCUAAUUAUUACACAUUGCAAACAAAUGACAAACACAUUUUUGCUGUUUCCAUCAAAGUUCACCAAAGCUCAGAGAGAUAUCUUAAAUUUACAUCCCCGUUCUAAAAACCCAAAAAGUAAAUAUAAAAUGCCCGAAAACUAAAUAAAGUAAAAGCUUUUCACUACAGGCCACUAUUUGGUAUUUUUUCUGUAGGAAUCAUUGAUCAAUUAGAAUUAUGAUUUAAAAAAAACUUAAAACUUUUCCUGGUCACAUUCCGUGGUAAAGAUGCACUAUGUAAAUCUGCUUUUGGAAAAAUGCUCAUCACAUGUAGUUCUGUAUUCUCCUCCCUUCAGAAUAACUCAAAAAUACAUUCCAUUUUGUUCUAAUAUUUACAAACACCUGUGCACCUUUAUCAACCAUAAACUAGAUGCAUCGUCGUUGCAUAUUGGAUGUUUAUUAUUCAUUAUAAAGUACUUAUCCUAAUUACCACUCUUUGAUGAUAGUAAUUUGUUGAACAUGUAUUGAGCAAAGCAUAUUAAGAUUGUAAUUCAUGUAAAUCAAGGUUCUUGGCUUACUCAGUAGAAAUGAGGUUAUUGUGGUAACACUCUUAGUUAAUAAACUAUUAGUUGUAGAUUAUUGUCAUGCAGAAUAAGGCAAAUGAUAAAUGCUUUAUAAUGACUAUUAAGUAUCUGAAAUUCCAUUAAUAUACAUGAUAAUAAGCAACUAGUUAAUGGUUAAUAUGUGUUACAUAAUAUAAAAGUCUUUCCCAUUUUCUUCAUCAGCCAGUAGAGUUGAAUCAACCCCAUUAUGAAACACUGGAGCCACCUACAGGUCAGCCUGUGAAAGUGCAGUUUCGGCGUACUGAAGGUCAGACUCUGCUCUUUUUUCCUUUUUAUGUUUUAGAUGUUGAAUCCAAACGAGUCUGUACAGUAACACUUACACUGUACACGAAUCAAGGAUGGGAUUUUAAUCAAUGUGUCUGAUUCCCUGGAGAAUUUACUGCUGUGAUCUGGGCUUCUGGCAAAGCACCAGCCACUUAUUUGCAGUGUGUGUGUUUUAUUGCAAAGCAGAUUAGCUUUAAUGUUUUAACUAGUGUCCCCCUCUUGUGUUACAGAGUGAGAAAAUAAUAUAACACAGGGCUUCUGACUGAGGUCACACACACACACACACACACACACACACACACACACACACACACACACACACACAAAUAGUCACACACUGUCACACCUUGAGUCCCCUUAUUUGGGGCUAUGGCUGCAAGUGCAAGUAUUAAGGAUUAUUUGACCAUUAAUUAAUUCAAUUAGUUUAUAUCAUGUAAAAAUAAAUAAAUAAGUGCUCAACACAGUUUUCCUCAGCCCAAAGAGUCAUCUUCAGAAUUGCUUUAUUUUUCCAACCCACAGUCUGAAACCCCACUCUUGACUGUCAGCAGAUCUUUACAUUCAAGAAGCAGGAACCAGCAAAUGUCUGACAUGUUCUGCUUGGAAAAAUGACUGAAAUGAUGAACUGAGCAAUCAUUUAGUCUAGGUGUGAAAAAAUGUUUAAAUGUUUAAAAAAAAAAAAAUACUAGACACAACUUGCCAGAGCCCAAAGUGACACCCUAAAAUAACAUAUUUAAUGCCUGAAGAAUGACUGAAUCAAUUAAUAAAAACUGUUUGAUUAACUGACUUUAGUUGCAGCUCUGUUCGGAGCAAAAGAGGGAAUAUAAAUAUGUAGAGUGAAAACUAUGUGAAGCAAAUCCAUUGUGUGCACUGUUCAUAUGGUACUGUAGAUGAAAAACCAAAAAGGUAGUACUGCUUUGCAUCCAUAUCCUUAUUUAUGUGCUUUUGAUUUUAAAUCCCCUGAUUACAAACUCAAUGCUACAAGUCGUCAGUUUCACUUGCUGUGCCUUAACGCAUUUAUUAAUGCCUCACCAACACACUACUGAGAAGAAACCCCCAUGCCAAGAAGGUAUGCCAUAAACAACUCUGCACAUUAUCCGGUCCCCACCUGCCUACAGAUGAUUGAUUAUAUCCAGCGUUUAGGUCCAGAUGUCUCGGAGAUCUUCUUUGACAUUAGGAGAGAAAAAAGGUUUAUUUGACUGUAAAAUGCUUGCAGUGCUCUAAAUAAAUACUCUGCACUGCUCUGCUACUCCCACAUGUAACCAAUACAUCUCUGGUGAUCACUGUAAAUACAGCACUUUUAGAAAGUGUCACUACUGCAGAAGCCGAUUCCUUUUUUUCCCUCCUACAUCGGCGACUGAAUCGCAGCGGUUGUGCGAGGAGGCAGGGGCGAAGCUUUGUGUCGUGUUAGAGUCGAGACCAUAGUGAAAAAAAAAAAAAAUACUCACGAAAACCUCCUCAUGCUUACUUCAUCCAUCGUUCUACCUGCAUGUCUAGACAACUUAGCCUGCCAAUGAAUGUUGCAGAUGCCUUACAAAAAAAAGAAGUUAAAAAAAGUGGGUUUUUUUGUUUUUAUCUCCUCAAUUGGCCUCGUGGGUUUUUUUUGUUUUUUUUUGUUUUUUUCCGGACUGACAUGUAUCACGAAGCACUGUGUCAGCUCUGUUUCUUUCAAAUUGAUUUCCCGAUGGGUACCUUCUAAAGUGCAAUUUUAACAAAGUACAUAUCUUUCCAUGAACACUGUACACUGCUGCUACAUAGUGCUUGUUCUAAUAAAACUGUAAAACUCAA
Messenger RNA from Acanthopagrus latus (yellowfin seabream), 8240 nucleotides. It is a transcript of the gene osbpl6, whose product is annotated as oxysterol binding protein-like 6. Gene Ontology annotation, cellular component: intracellular membrane-bounded organelle; cytosol; perinuclear endoplasmic reticulum. Bases 1282 to 4092 code for a protein of 936 amino acids. Lineage: Eukaryota; Metazoa; Chordata; Actinopteri; Spariformes; Sparidae. The record is from RefSeq and is a predicted model, not a curated record. The transcript has 23 exons. Gene Ontology annotation, molecular function: cholesterol binding.